AUGGCGCAAUACAAACCACGAGAGCGGAAACGGCGUCGCCUAGAUAAAGCUAGAGAUAAAUCUUCCCGGUCUGCACAAGUUGUCCCAGACGAGACCGACUCGGCCCAACCUUCUGAGAAGGAUGUCCUUCGUUCUGACCUGACCAGCCAAAUACGAGGAUCGCAACCAGACAAGAUUUCUAAUAAGAAGAAGAAGAGACUGGACAAGUACAUCGACACCAAGCUCAAGAAGGAUGAGAACCUGGAAUUGCUGAAGAAGUUGGCGGCGCACAAGGUGGAUACGUCGUUGUUACAAAGUUCGAAGAAACUUGGUCGGGUGCAUGAAACGAAGAGGGAGAGAUUUGGGAGGGCACUGAGGGAGCAGAGUGCGGGUAUUGAUGGACAUGAGGAUGUGUUGUAUGAGAGCAGGCGAGAGGUUGAGGAGGAUGAGGAGGAUGGAGUCCUUGAUGAGGCUCAGGAGCGGAUAGUAGAGCCUACAGCACUUCCGGUCGUAGCGCAGCCUACUUUAUCGUUCGGAACCGGACUAAAGAGACCGCUUGACAUUGGCGAGGACGGUAGGCCUGCUAUCAAGAAGCGAAAACGGCGAAAAUUGGUCGAGGAGCAGAUUCCGGACGAGGAUGAAUGGGUGGGGUUUGCAUCCGAGGACGACGAUAUCUCGGCCGCAAGCGCUGUCCAGGAGGUGGAUGAGGUGGAUCCCAGUAUACCAGAGGAUGGAAGUGACAGUGAAGAUGAGUCUUUAUCUCAAGGAUCCAGUUCAUCUACAAACGAUGACCCAUCCAGCUCGGACUCUGAUCCUGAUGAGAAGAAGGAGCGCGUGUCCGCGUUCAAGCAGUGGGCAACAGCUCACCGGAAUACCGCACUCGGCUUCCAACCGUCUGCUUUACCGACCCAAGAUCCGAGUGUCCGAGCCAACUUCCGACCACGUCAAGCUUCACCCGACCCUGUGGCAGUGGAUAUAGUGCACAAUGGCGGUGAGAGGACUUCAAGACCCGCUGCCGCUAUCACAGUAAUACGCCCUGAGGCUAUUCAGGCUGCUCGUAUGGAGCUACCAGUAGUGCAAGAAGAGCAGAAGAUCAUGGAAGCCAUACAUCACAAUCCUAUCACGAUCAUCUGCGGCGCUACAGGGUCAGGCAAGACUACUCAAGUACCGCAGAUGAUGUUCGAGAGUGGGUACGGGUCUGCUAUAGGAGACAGAAGUACGGCAGCUGGGAGCAGCAAAGGUGCGCAGAGCAAGGGAAUGAUUGGCGUCACGCAACCCCGAAGAGUCGCUGCGACGUCAGUAGCGGAUCGAGUAGCUACUGAGCUUGGACCUGGCUACAAGAACCGAAUAGCGCAUCAGGUCCGUUACGACAGCAAUGUGAGUAGGGAUACUGCAAUCAAGUUUAUGACCGAUGGUAUCCUGCUACGGGAGAUUGGGAACGACUUCACACUAUCGAAGUACAGUGCCAUCAUCAUCGAUGAGGCUCACGAGAGAAGCGUCAACACUGACAUCUUGAUUGGUAUGCUCUCCCGCAUUGUUCGACUGCGAGCUGAGCUGGCUGAGGAGGAUCCAGAAAAGCACUAUCCGUUGAGACUGGUCAUCAUGAGCGCUACGCUCCGUGUCAGUGAUUUCGCCGAGAAUCGCAGACUCUUCCGCGAUGGACCACCACCAAUAGUAGAGGCCGAAGGAAGACAAUUCCCUGUUACUGUGCACUUCAGUCGUAAGACGCAGCGAGACUAUGUUGCCGAGGCGGUGGAUAAGGUAGCAAGAGGACAUAGAAAGCUACCACCCGGCGGCAUGCUAGUAUUUCUGACUAGCCAGAAUGAGAUCGCGGCAGUAGCAAAGCAACUAAAAGAGAAGCUGGGAGGCAGCACAGCAGGCAUGAGCUCACUAGAAGUAGACGACCUGGAAAGUGCUCGCCCAAACAACGACUACCUCGAAGGCGAAGAUCAAUCGGACUCAGAUUCCGAUAUCCAGAUCUCCGGCCUUGAUUCCGACAAAGACGACCAAGAGUUCCAAGUCGAAGACGGAGAAGCACCACAAUUUGGUCGUCGUACCCCGGGAAUCCUCCAACCGCACAUCCUACCCCUCUACGCCGCUCUGCCCACAGCACAACAACUCCGUGUAUUUCAGCCAAAGCCGUCAGGCUCCAGGAUGAUCGUCCUCGCCACCAAUGUCGCCGAAACCUCCCUUACGAUACCUGGAAUAAGGUAUGUCUUUGAUUGCGGCAGGGCGAAGGAGAAACACUACGAUAUAUCCACUGGGGUUCAAACGUUCGAGAUCGACUGGAUCUCUAAGGCUUCUGCCGCCCAGCGCGCGGGUCGUGCGGGUCGAACAGGACCGGGACAUUGUUAUCGUCUUUUCAGCUCGGCAGUAUAUGAGCAGUUCUUUGCUGAACAUACGGUUCCUGAGAUCUUGCGGACGCCGCUUGAGUCUACUGUCUUGCAGUUGAAGGCUAUGAAUAUUGAGAAUGUGCCACAUUUCCCUUUCCCCACCGCGCCGGAUGCAGUACAGCUGGCGCAGGCCGAGAGACUACUGCGGAAUCUGGGCGCCAUCGGGAGGAGUGAAAGAGGCGAGAUAACGGACCUAGGAAGGCAGAUCAUGGGGUUCCCGGUUUCGCCGAGGUUCGGGAAGAUGUUGUUGUUGGCGCAAAGGAAUGGCGUAGUGCCUUUUGCUGUGGCCAUUGUGGCUGGGCUGGCGGUGGGCGAUCUGUUUAUCCCUGAAGCUCAAUUCAAGGAGCAAGGGCGACAUGAGGCUUCAGGGGAAGACAGCGAUGAUGAAGAUCGAAGGGCAAGAAGGGCGGAGGAGACGGCGAUGACUUCGGCUGCGCAGCGACGGCAUCAGGCUUAUACUCGUGCUCAUGCCAGUCUUUCGCAAUGGGACGACCAGGCAGAUAUCAUCAAGCUCCUCACCACCAUUGCUGCGCAUUCGGACAACAAUACCACUACAUCGGCCGCCUCCACCUUCUGUGAACAAUUCUUCCUUCGCGAGAAAGGGAUGCAAGAGGUCCAACAAUUACGGCAUCAACUUCACAAUAUCGUCGCUGCACGACAUGCGGCUUUCCUCGGCACUUUCAAACCCUUGCUCACACCGCCCAGUGAAAAGCAGAGGGGUGCUCUGAAGCAGCUUGUCACGGUGGGAUAUCUCGACCAAGUGGCUAUUCGAUCAGAUCUACUGCCUUCUGCUCCAGCGUUACCGGGAAGGAAACCUGGGAGGGCGAUAGAGGUGCCAUACACCACUCUCCUGCCCUCUCUUGCGGCGGAUGGGAUCGACAAGACGGCGUCAUCAGAAGAACAGGCACUUCAGCGUUCCGUCUUCAUCCAUCCUUCUUCCGUACUGGCUAAACUCAGUGUGCCGGAAAUGCCUGGUUAUGUGGUCUACUCCCACCUCUCUCGCGCAGCCCCAAGGACGCUAGACAGUGGACGCACGCCAAGGACUCGUAUGCAUCCCUUGACGACCGUGGGAGCAAAGAACCUUGCUGCGCUGGCUGAGGGCUCGGGAUUGCUCGAGAUGGGCAAGCCGAUUGGCAAGAUUGAGGAUCUUGGAGUGGGUAGACGACAGUGCUGGGUUGAGGUGUCGUUGAAAGCGGGCGAGAGUGGUUCGGUGGGGUGGCCUUUGGGUGCGUGGAAGGUGGUACAGAAAAGGGGGAGUCGAGGAGCUUGGGAGAUUGAGACAGUUGUGGCUAGAUAG
Recurvomyces mirabilis is the source of this 3669-nucleotide messenger RNA. RefSeq names its product putative ATP-dependent RNA helicase DHR1 (gene ECM16). Gene Ontology annotation, cellular component: nucleolus; intracellular anatomical structure. The record is from RefSeq and is a predicted model, not a curated record. Gene Ontology annotation, biological process: maturation of SSU-rRNA from tricistronic rRNA transcript (SSU-rRNA, 5.8S rRNA, LSU-rRNA). Lineage: Eukaryota; Fungi; Ascomycota; Dothideomycetes; Mycosphaerellales; Teratosphaeriaceae. Bases 1 to 3669 code for a protein of 1222 amino acids. Gene Ontology annotation, molecular function: ATP binding; helicase activity; RNA binding. The transcript has a single exon.